CUCCAACGGCACAUUGCAAGUAUGGCCGGGGACAGCGACACACUUCUCAGGGACCGGGAUGAGAGCGCCACCGUUACUCGACAGCCUUUCCUCAUAGGCGUCUCCGGUGGCACUGCUAGUGGAAAGUCGUCUGUGUGCGAGAAGAUCAUGGAGAAACUGGGCCAGAACGAAAUCGACUGCCACCAGCGGCAGGUGGCGAUCCUCAGCCAGGACAGCUUCUACAAGGUGCUGACUCCAGAGCAGAAAGCCAAAGCACUAAAGGGCCAGUUCAACUUCGAUCAUCCAGAUGCCUUCGACAAUGAGCUUAUCAUGCAGACGCUCAGAGAAAUACUUCAGGGAGAGACGGUGCAAAUCCCAGUUUACGACUUUGUUACUCAUUCCAGGAAAGAGGAGUUUGUUACGGUGUACCCGGCCGACGUGGUCCUGUUUGAGGGCAUCCUCAUGUUCUACUCUCAGGAAAUCAGGGAUCUGUUCCAGAUGAAGCUGUUUGUUGACACAGACCCAGACACGCGGCUCUCGCGUCGAGUUCUGAGGGAUAUUAACGAGCGUGGCAGAGACCUUGAACAAGUGCUGACUCAGUAUAUUACUUUUGUAAAGCCGGCCUUUGAGGAGUUUUGUUUGCCGACAAAGAAGUAUGCAGACUUGAUUAUUCCAAAAGGAGCAGAUAACCUUGUGGCCAUCAACUUGAUCGUCCAGCACAUCCAAGACAUUCUGAACGGUGGACAGACCAAGCGUCAGAACGGCUUCACGAACGGACACAGCGCCCCCCGGCAGCGGAGGACCUCGGAGUCGAGCAGCCGCCCUCACUGACGCAGAGGCCCCUCUCUUCGUGGGGCGGAGAGGGGUGUUGGAGUUGCACUGUAAAUAACGCCACCCUGGCUACACUGUAUUUAAAAAGCGAAGAGACACAGAAGUAAUUGAAAUGCCUUGCAUUGAGCCCUUUUGUGAUCAGUUAUGUUUUUUUUUUUGUGUCAAACCUGAACUUAGAUUUUCUUUUGUUGUUUGGAGGGUAAAGAAGGGACCUGUUUAAACUGGGUUUUUCUCCCUGCUCUAUUUUUUUUUAAUGUCCCCUUGCUAAACAACGGAAGUCUUUUCUGGUAGAAAAUAAAAAAAAAUCCUUUUUUUUUUUUGUUUCUGGUAAAACUUGAAGCCCUGGUUUUUAGGGCAACCUUAUAAAUGUUUGAGGAUCUGAAACAAAAAAAUACGGUUUAACGUUGGUCAAAGGAAGGUUGAUCUCUGUAUUGACAAUCUUGGGAGUGUUUCUCAUUGUUUUGUCAAUGAUUCGAAUCAAUAUCCACCUCAGUGUUUCACACGUGCAUCGUCACACAUCAAAACAAAUGCUGGCAAGUUUCCAGUUCAUCCAAAAAGGAUCAAAAUGCUUUUUUUUUACAUUUAUUUAUUGAAAUUUAAAUGAUGCAAAAAACAAGGUCUAAGUGUUUAUUUAAAAUAAGAUAAUCUACAUUAAUUUUCAUAACUUGGGUGCUUCUGCUCGCAUUCAAACAGCCAAAUCACAGCUGUGACAUCAUGAUGACAUAUUCUCAGGGUAAUGCAAUUGGCCUAAAAUGCCACAUUAAUGAAUGAUGGGGGCUGGUCCAGGGGUGUUACUUGCCUCAGCAAUAGCAUUCAUUCCAGAUGUGUGGCAAACCACCAUAAUGCCUCGGUAAAGUUGCCUCAGGUUUUCAUGCAAAUCUCAACACUAGGAACCGGUCUGUUCUGGAUAGGUUUUCAAUAAAUACGUUUUUUUUUUCCUUCAUGCCAAGUCCUAUGUUUGUCAUGUGCAAUUGAAUGAAUGAGUUGUGAAUGGUUGUGGAGUAAGGGACUGAUCGGUUAGUUGAAGUUGAAUUUGUCAGUUGCCUAAUAGUAAAUAAACUGAUGCAGAUGA
Messenger RNA from Poeciliopsis prolifica (blackstripe livebearer), 1882 nucleotides. RefSeq names its product uridine-cytidine kinase 2b (gene uck2b). Lineage: Eukaryota; Metazoa; Chordata; Actinopteri; Cyprinodontiformes; Poeciliidae. Gene Ontology annotation, molecular function: ATP binding; kinase activity. The transcript has 7 exons. Bases 22 to 810 code for a protein of 262 amino acids. Gene Ontology annotation, cellular component: cytoplasm; cytosol. The record is from RefSeq and is a predicted model, not a curated record.